AAUCGCAAGCCAAGCGGAUAGCCAGCCACCAACGCCGACGCGCUUUGCUAUCUGCCGGUGCGUGGACACGUCGAACGAAAAAAAAAGAGAACUGUCUCGUGGCAUAGCAGAGCCAGUGUUUGAUUGUUUACUCAUCGUAAGCGCCAGUGAAACCAAGAAGCCAUGGCCUCCGCGACAAUCUGGGACGUGGUGAAGCGGUUCCUGGACGAGUAUUCGGCCACGACGCCCAAGAAGCUGAAGAUCAUCGACUCGUACCUGGUCUACGUCAUGCUCACGGGGAUAGUGCAGUUCGUGUACUGCUGCAUCGUGGGCACGUUCCCGUUCAACUCGUUCCUGUCCGGUUUCAUCACCUGCGUGGCGUCGUUCGUGCUGGGCGUCUGCCUACGGCUUCAGGCGAACCCACAGAACAAGUCGCAGUUCUUCGGCAUCAGCCCCGAAAGAGCGUACGCCGACUUCGUGUUCGCGCACAUCAUCCUGCAUCUGGUCGUCAUCAACUUCAUCGGUUGACGAACUUCCCGCUCCGUCUCGAGGAAGAGCGGACGUUCGUGGGGGAAGAACUGUUUUGGAACGAAGUUUUGUUAUUGCGUUCACUGGGUCUCACGGGAUUUUUUUUUUUUUCCUCAGCUGCCUUUAUCACCCCCUUUUCUAAUAAACUACUGGUGUGAGCAAG
Dermacentor andersoni is the source of this 670-nucleotide messenger RNA. It is a transcript of the gene Dad1, whose product is annotated as dolichyl-diphosphooligosaccharide--protein glycosyltransferase subunit. Gene Ontology annotation, biological process: protein N-linked glycosylation. Gene Ontology annotation, cellular component: oligosaccharyltransferase complex; membrane. Lineage: Eukaryota; Metazoa; Arthropoda; Arachnida; Ixodida; Ixodidae. The record is from RefSeq and is a predicted model, not a curated record.